AUGCGAGGUUUCCAGUCAGUCGCACGGGGAACGUCGCGGCGAUCGGACGAGCCCACAUGCCACGCGCUUUCACAACCACCGUAUUCACGAUAUCAUUUACGAUAAUCCGCGUGUAAAAAUUUGUGUACCGUGAAUAUUAAAGUGUUAAUUCGGACCGAUGUGAUUGGAUACUAGAAAUAUGAUCGGUUAAUCCAGACUUUUAUUUACACGUGAAAAAAUAAACUUUCUAAAUGAAGAUGACUGUAAAUCGUAUAAGGGUAGUGGUGCUCGGAAGCCCGCGGAGCGGGAAAUCGGCGGUGGUUGUGCGAUAUCUUACAAAACGGUACAUCGGAGAGUACAGCUCGACAGGGGAUUUCCUCUACCAACAUAGAGUAGCAUUCGAUGGAGCGGUUUCAGAAGUAGAAAUAUUGGACACCUCAAAUUGCGCGAUUCGUGGUUGCAUCGGCGAUCACGUACGAUGGGGCGAUGCGUUCGCGGUGGUGUACUCUGUGUGCGAACGGCGUUCGUUCGUGGCGGCUGCCGAGCUGCUCUCAUUGCUGGUGCGCAGCCGGCUGCCAGGCUGUGCGGCAAUCACCCUCCUUGGGAAUAAACGAGACCUCGAACACGCCAGGGAGGUCCACGCAGAGGAGGGUCAAGAGUUGUCGUUGCGGUUCGGUUGCCAGUUCUACGAGGUGUCUGCGGCGGAGUCUUGCGCGGGUGCGGCGCUCGCCUUCCAUGCGCUGCUACGCGAGGCACGUGCGCUGGCGUUGUUACUGCCCACGCCGCGCCGCAAGCUUGCGGCCUACUCCGUCUCUAAGGUCAUCGGCACGAUAUUCGGCAAAAACAGCAAAAGCGUCCGAAAGAAACGACCAUCGUUAAGCAUUUAAGUUUACUUUAUUUAUAAAUUUAAUAUUAUUUUUAAAACCAUAGACUGUUUAAUUUUUAUAUUAGAAUAGUUGGAUAUUUUGCAAACAUUACUUGAUAUUAAAUGUGGAGUUCAAUACGUUAUUUUUUUGUCUAUGAUUCGAUAGUAAAAUUUAAAUAUUGUAAAAGAUUCUACUAUUUAAGUAAUAAACUAUAAAAUUUGCUACCUAAAUACAUGUGCGAAAUAUUGAUAUUUUAUAACUGAUUUUAAUUUUUUGAUUUAUUUAACUGCAAUAUAGACUUCAACUACUUUUGUACAUAGUUUAUCAAAACCUUGUUCAGUUAACUAUAAAAUAGAUUUAACUAUUUGGUUUAAUAGUUCAACAAUCAUCAGAUUUUUGGGCCUAGGUUAGACGAUUGUAUCCACCUUAAAUUUUUUAGUUAGUAACUUAGUUUUUGUCGCAUAAAAACAUUGUCUCGAUAGUUUAUUUUUUGUUUUUGUAAAAAAAACCUCGCAUUAGUUAUAGAUGGAGUGUAAACGAUUACUUUGAUAAUUGUAAAUAUUAAGAAAUAAGAGCCUUUUUGUAAGUUAAAAUUAAGUUAAACAUAAUUAAAAUAAGUCUCAUUAAAAAUGUGAGAACAAUUUGA
Papilio xuthus (Asian swallowtail) is the source of this 1491-nucleotide messenger RNA. RefSeq names its product ras-related and estrogen-regulated growth inhibitor-like protein. NCBI's taxonomy places the organism in Eukaryota, Metazoa, Arthropoda, Insecta, Lepidoptera, Papilionidae. The transcript has 6 exons. The record is from RefSeq and is a predicted model, not a curated record. Bases 231 to 866 code for a protein of 211 amino acids. Gene Ontology annotation, molecular function: GTP binding; GTPase activity.